Molecule: messenger RNA, 2929 nt
Organism: Polypterus senegalus (gray bichir)
Lineage: Eukaryota; Metazoa; Chordata; Cladistia; Polypteriformes; Polypteridae
Gene: asns
Product: asparagine synthetase
Exons: 13
Cellular component (GO): cytosol
Molecular function (GO): asparagine synthase (glutamine-hydrolyzing) activity
Source: RefSeq, a predicted model, not a curated record
CUGAAACUGCAGGUAGCGAUGUGGUUCAGGUUAUUGCAACGCUUCCCUGACGAAUUGCACUUGAGCCCUUGCCUUAUUUAAGACAAUAUCAUCUUCUCAUUUAAGAGGGAGUAAAAGAUAUUUAGCCACUAAUCAACUGGAAGUUAGCCAUUGUGUAACCAUGUGUGGAAUAUGGGCUCUCUUUGGAAGUGAUGAAUGUCUGUCUGUACAGUGCAUUUAUUGUAAAAAAAACUCUCACUGGAAACGGGCUUAAAAGUAAUUCCGAGGUCCUGAUGCGUUUCGAUUUGAAAAUGUGAAUGGAUUUACUAAUUGCUGCUUUGGAUUCCACCGACUCUCAAUUGUAGACCACUUAUAUGGUAUGCAGCCUUUGCGAAUUAAGAAAUACCCCCAUCUGUGGUUGUGCUAUAAUGGAGAAAUAUACAACUUUCAUCAGCUGAAAAAGUAUUUUGGAUUUGAGUACCAGACAGAAGUGGAUGGAGAGGUACUUCUUCACCUUUAUCACACAACAGGAAUUGAAAAAAUGGCUUCCUUCUUGGAUGGUGUGUUUGCAUUCAUACUGUUGGAUACAGCUAGUCGCAAGGUGUUUUUGGGAAGGGACACAUAUGGUGUUCGACCUUUGUUUAAGCUACUUACUGAUGAUGGAUUUCUGGCGGUGUGCUCAGAGGCAAAAGGACUCAUUAACAUUGUGCAUUCUAUGGCUACAUCUCCUGAAAUCAUUCCAUUCCCCCCUGGGCACUAUGAAGUAUUUGAUAUGAAAGCAAAUGGAAAAGUUGCAUCCAUGGAACUAGUCAAAUUUCAUAACUGUAAGGAUGAGCCUCUGCAUAUGGAGUAUGACUCUUUAGGCAAACUGCCCACAGAUUUUGACUUGGAUACUAUUAAAAGCAACAUUUGCAUCUUAUUUGAACAUGCUGUGGAAAAGCGCCUCAUGGCUCAGAGGAGAAUUGGCUGUCUAUUGUCAGGAGGUUUGGAUUCCAGCUUAGUAGCUGCACUAUUGGUUAAAUUUGCUCGAGAAAAGAAAUAUAAAUAUCCUAUCCAAACAUUUUCAAUAGGAAUGGAAGACAGUCCAGAUGUAAAGGCUGCUCGAUUGGUGGCAACUCACAUUGGCAGUGAACAUCAUGAAGUAAAUUUUACAACCAAAGAAGGCCUUCAGGCAGUUGAGGAUGUGAUUGUGUGCUUAGAAACCUAUGACAUCACAACUGUGAGGGCAUCAGUUGGGAUGUAUCUAGUGUCAAAGUACAUCCGGGAAAAAACGGAUAGCACUGUGAUUUUCUCUGGAGAAGGUUCAGAUGAACUUACACAAGGCUAUAUUUAUUUUCAUAAAGCCCCUUCACCAAAAGAAGCUGCAGAAGAAAGUGAACGUCUGCUGAAGAGUCUUUACUUGUUUGAUGUUCUGCGUGCAGACAGAACAACAGCUGCUCAUGGUCUUGAAUUAAGAGUGCCAUUUUUGGAUCAUAGAUUUACUUCUUACUAUUUGUCCCUGCCAGAAGAUCUGAGGAUUCCCAAGAAAGGUAUUGAGAAGUAUCUGUUGAGGGUUUCCUUUCAAGACAAAACCCUUCUUCCUGAAGAAAUACUUUGGCGAAAAAAGGAAGCUUUCAGUGAUGGCAUUGCAUCAGUUAAGAAGUCCUGGUAUACUUUACUGCAAGAGCACAUAGAUAGCCAGGUAAGUAGCAGCCAGUUGGAAAAAGCUGCUGAAAAGUUUCCCUUCAACACCCCAAAAACAAAGGAGGCCUAUUUCUAUCGAGACAUCUUUGAGAAGUAUUAUCCAGGCCGGGAGAAGUGGCUUCCUUAUUACUGGAUGCCCAAAUGGAUCCAUGCCACAGAUCCUUCUGCCCGCACCCUUCAGAUAUACAAACGGAAAAGAAAAACGAUGGAUCAGGAAGAAUCUACUUAUUCUGAUUAACAUCUGCACUUGUUCCAGUGUAGAUGAUUUAAUUCAAGUUCCUUCUGCUUCCCAACAAUUUGUUAUUGAUUCAUCUGGGCUUAGUUUUAAAAUGUUAUUAUCACGUAUUGGAAAAAAAGCACAGUACUAAAUUAAUGUGUUCAUUCUUUCUUUCUUUCUUUCUUUCUUUCUUUCUUUCUUUCUUUCUUUCUUUCUUUCUUUCACCUAAGCAGUAUCUGCAGAGGAGUUUGCACAUUCUCCAAGUGUCGUCUUCAGUACUCUGAUUUUCAUUUCAUAUUCCCUUAGAUGUGUGUGUUACUGCAUAAGACUGGCAUGGUGAAACUAAUUGCAAACUCCCAUCAAUAACGUUAACAGCUGAGCUGUGCCUUUAAAUUGAGUAUCUGAAACAGUGUACAGACACCCCGCACCUCCUCAGGUUGAUUCUGUACUGGUAAAUCUCCCAGACGUCUGUCAGGUUCAGGUUUAUACAGUGUACUUCACUUCAUAAUUCUCAUGACACAGUACAUAUUUAAGUUUUUUUCACCUUGCUCUGAAAUAUAACACUUUAGUUUUUGGUGAAAUGUAAGUUUCCCUGUAGACUUAAGUUUACUGGAACUACUCUAGUGUUUGUACCAGUAAUAGAUCAUCCUUGAAUUUAGAAUAUCUAUUCAAUUUGGAGCAACAGGAAAGCUAAUUUUGAACAAUUUUGUACUUUGAGGAAGAUCAUGAUUUCAGAUGACCCAACUCAUAGAUAUUAAGAAAGACUAAACCUAAAACUUUGUAACUCCAUCCUGUGUUGAGGUGUGUUGUGUAAGCAGUUAAUAGAUAAUGCAGUUUUCACUCUAUUCUGUCUGCACUUCGUGUUUGUUGUUGCAGGGCAGUAGCAAUUACUCGGCUGUUAACACAUUUAACCUUUUCAGCCUUAAUAUUUAUAUAACAUCUGAUUAGAAAUGAUUACAUUAGAGGGUCAGCUCAAUUUGGACGGUUGGGAGACAAAGUCAGAGAGGCGAGAUUGCGUUGGUUUGGACAUGUGCAGAGGAGAGAUGCUGA